Neoarthrinium moseri is the source of this 3276-nucleotide messenger RNA. RefSeq lists its product as uncharacterized. The record is from RefSeq and is a predicted model, not a curated record. Lineage: Eukaryota; Fungi; Ascomycota; Sordariomycetes; Amphisphaeriales; Apiosporaceae. Gene Ontology annotation, molecular function: carbon-carbon lyase activity; pyridoxal phosphate binding. Bases 1 to 3276 code for a protein of 1091 amino acids. The transcript is spliced from 14 exons. Gene Ontology annotation, biological process: carboxylic acid metabolic process.
AUGUCUGCACAAGUCCAAAUCCCUAGCUUUGACUUGGGGCCUCUGGCUUUGCAUUCGAAGAAAGCCGAGCCUGCCGCCCAAGUCGACCAAGUCAAACCACAGGAGCCACUCGAUCGCUCAGGCUCAACCUCGUCGGAUGUCACUGCUGUGUGUCCAGACAACACCUGUUGGAACGAGAAAGCCACCCAUGAAGAUGUUUCUCAUCAGAUCAUCAGUUCCUAUUUCAUCGGCCCUCAGGCCGAGAACCUUCCCUACUUUGAACGGAAUAUCCGCACCAUCCUUGAAGAGCUUCGGUUAGCUCGUACCAAAUAUUUCCCUUGUGACGGGAAAUUCAUCAACGAAGAUGUGCAAAAGACCCCUGCAUUCCGGAAGUCGAUGGACAAGCUCAGCAGAGCUGUCCAGAAGGCAGCCAAUAUCCUCGGACGUACAUCUAUCCCAUUUUGGUCACCACGAUACGAGGCCCACAUGUGCACCGACAUGAGCAUGGCGUCACUGCUCGGCUACUUCAUGACCAUGAUCUACAAUCCCAACAACGUCGCGCUGGAGGCUAGUCCUCUGUCGACAGUGGCUGAGAUUGAAGUUGGUGAGCAGCUCUGCGAACUUUUCGGCUAUAACAUCGAUGAGGACAACCUUGAGACCCCAACGGGUUGGGGGCACGUCACUUGUGAUGGGACCGUUGCCAAUCUGGAGUCUAUCUGGGUUGCCCGGAAUCUCAAGUUCUAUCCUGUUUCCCUGCGCGAGGCUAUGAAAGAUGGCCAACCGCUGGAUUUUCUGAGCUCCAGGUUCUACGUGGAAACCUGCAAAGGCCAGCAGAAACUCUUCUCUGAGCUUUCGAACUGGGAGUUGCUUAAUCUCAAACCGACGGAUGUGCUGGACCUGCCGGAUAGAUUAUACCAGGAACACGGCAUUUCUAACUCUUUCCUCUCGAGCGUCAUGAACAAGUUCACCAUCCAGUCUACUGGCAAGGAUGUACUAGAACAGGAGUAUACCAACGGCAAGCCUGCACAGUACAUGUUGGCAACCACGAGGCACUACAGUUGGCCCAAGGGUGCUGCAAUCUGCGGUAUUGGGUCCGAUAAUGUGGUGGGUGUUCCGGUUGACAAUGCAGCACGUGUCGACCUCGAAGAGCUGGAAAAGUCACUCGAGAAGAAUCUCCAAGAGGAGCACCCCGUUUACGCAGUCGUCGCCAUCAUCGGCUCAACUGAGGAGGGUGCUGUUGACCCGUUGUCCUCCAUCCUGGCGCUGCGCAAGCAGUUCCAGGCCAAGGGACUCUCGUUCCUCGUCCACGCCGAUGCCGCCUGGGGCGGCUACUUCUGUUCCAUGCUGCCAAAGGAGUAUCACCCGGGAGAUGUGAUCAACCUGCCAACUGAGAUGGGUAGUGCCGACGGCUUUGUACCCGACGCAAGUUUGAGGGCACAGACGCAAGAGGACUUAUACGCAAUGCGUUUCGCAGAUUCCAUCACUGUCGACCCACACAAGGCUGGUUACAUUCCGUAUCCGGCGGGAGGUUUGUGCUAUAGGGAUGGGCGCAUGCGCUUCCUAGUUACGUGGACUAGUCCUUAUCUUUCCCGAGGCUCGGUCACGAGCAUCGGAAUUUACGGCGUAGAGGGAAGUAAGCCAGGAGCAGCGGCAAUGUCCGCUUGGCUUUCCAACAAGACGAUUGGCCUUGACCAGAAGGGCUAUGGCACUCUACUCGCUGAAGUAACUUGGACCUGCACACGUCUUUCCGCAGAAUGGGCCGCCUUAACCGAUUCUUCCAGCCCUUUCAUAUGUGUGCCUUUCAACGAACUGCCCUCGGAGCUUGUUGAAGGAUUUACCCCGGAAAGUGUUGAAGCUGAAAAGGCUCGAAUCCGGCGCGAUAUUCUCCAGAAGAGCAAUUCCCAGAUUGUCUUAGAUGAUCAGUCUCGACCGGACGACCAAAAGGCCAUGAAGCUCAUGCGCGACCUGGGUUCUGAUCUCAACAUCAACGCCUUUGCCCUCAACUUCCGUCACGCGAAUGGUAAACUCAAUGAAGAUGUGGAAGAAGCCAACUACCUCAUGCAACGAGUCAUCGAGGAGCUAUCUGUUGACAGUCCCACGGAUGACCCAACUAAGAUCCCUCUUUACUUGACCUCCACCGAAUUCUCCGACGAGCUCUAUGGAAAAUGUAAGAAGCACUUCAUGAAGAGACUUGGACUCGAGGACAGUACCCAGGACCUCAUGGUCUUGCGAAACGUUGUCAUGUCUCCGUUUCCUACAGACGGCAAUUUCAUCAACCGGCUGGCCAAAACAUUCUAUGAUACAGUCGAGGCUAAAACAAAGAUUGUUCGCAAACGCAAUGAGUUGGGUGAAGAUUUCCACAGUUUUCUCAUCCAAGGUAUAGAACAGAUCUACCUCGUCCACCUACCGAUGUUUCACGUUGCGAAUCACCGUCAACAACUCAUUGUCUCAGCCACAUUUGACAAUAAGUCGCGGGAGAAGUACCUCGAGAUGAAGAACUCCAACCCCACAGAGCCCAUGAUGCUCGUCACUCAGCACAAGACCUACAUGCAAGACAUUGUCAAGAACAACGGCACUUUCAAGGGUCAGAUUAUGACGAAGGAAUCUGGGAUUAUACUCAAGAACAUCAGUGUUACCGUGACGGCCACAGUGGUCAGUCGACCCCUAAACUCACGAUGGCGGCUCAAGGACUACCCUGCAAAGUGCAUGCCUUUUUACCUAUACGGCACCGCAUCCGAGGCGAACAUAGAUCAUGUCAUAGUCAAGGCUCCCAAUACCCAGCUUUCAGCCGGUAGAUGCAAGCUAGAGCUCGAAGGAGAGACAGAUAAGGAUUUCUGGUCGAAGCCACUGGUCCUACUGCUCGAGGACGUCUACGAGGCCCCCAUGCAGCCCUUCCCACCCAACAGCGAGAUUGCAAGCAAACACGGCGCGAUCAUCGCGCACUCACACCACAAUGCCCCCGCUCCCACCUCAGCUGGAGACUCUUUGUCUCCACCGGAAAAGGGGUAUGAUGUCGUCACAAGUGAGACACGCAGUGGAAAGAUGCGCGGCUCGGGCUUCUUCUUCCGACCCGGCGCGCGCUUCAGGAUCAGCGUGUGGGAGGAACGGGGCCGCGGUAAUGACAGCGCUGAGUAUGCGAACAGCAAGCGCGGAAAGCAGCUUGGCAAGGGGACGCUGGAGCUGGGCCAGAGUGUGUUUGUGGACAGCGAGGCCAUGAACUUUGAUCCAUUUAAGAAGGCCGAGAAGGUUAACGAGUGGCGGUAUGAGUUUGACCAGAUUGGCAAGGAGCUGGACUAA